AUGUCUUCUCCCAGAGACGACACGCCACAGGAUUCCAUGCCCCUUGCAGAGCCUUCUGACGCUUUGGUAUUACCAAGCUGCACGACUACAACCUCUCACCAGCAUGUUUCGGCCUCCACCUUUGAAAACGAUGAGACUUCGCACGGUAGCCGUGGCAUGAAUAACGGCCUCAGCAGAACAUACUAUGACUCGUCGUCCGUCGACUAUCUUCAUCCAAGAUAUUCGGCACCCAUGUCAGAGUUCGACAAAUCCCAACCAGCAACCAGCACGAACACUCCCGUCAGUGCUCAACUUUCUCAGUUGGGCACUACUACAUAUCCCUCGGCGUAUCAAGACUCUACCACUGGGCCAUACCGACAUUCCAUCGAUGAGCUUGACCUAGUAUCUGAGCCUGAGACUGGUCUAUUACCUAGUACGCCUAAUGGGCAAGGACAAUCCUCGAUCCAAGCCCAGAAUGCCUCCAAGUAUUACCCGGGCAUCAAUACCACCGAGCUAUCCCCAGCAACUUCCCACUAUCAUCAUACCCAGGAUCAACAUCAAGACGUCGAUACCUCCUCUAUGUCACCGUCUACCUGGUCAACAUCUCCCUUCAUGCCUGGGUACCCCCCACAAGCACUACUCACCACCACCACACCCACCCUACAUACCUCUACCUCUGAUGAUAGUGCCUUGAAUGGCCAUGAAACCACGUUCGCCAAGUGGCUAUCCUCCACAGAAAACAGCGAAAUCCCCAUCGCCGAAAGGUUCCAGAAAUAA
Molecule: messenger RNA, 756 nt
Organism: Venustampulla echinocandica
Lineage: Eukaryota; Fungi; Ascomycota; Leotiomycetes; Helotiales; Pleuroascaceae
Exons: 1
Coding region: 1-756 (251 amino acids)
Source: RefSeq, a predicted model, not a curated record